GCGACCCCUCCCCUCCCUUCUUUUCCCUUCCCUCCUUCUCUCCCUCCGUCUGUAGCCGCAGGCCGGGACAGCGCACCCGGUGAGUGAGCCACCCCAACUCCCCCCCACGCCGCCGCCCAGCCUGGCCCGGCAGGGAUGGACGGACGGACAGACUGAGCAGAGCGAGCCCCAGGACGGACAACGGGAGUAAGCGGACUGAGGAGAAAAGCAGAGUUUGGGGAAAUUGCUACAGCCCCAGACCAGAACUUGCAAUUUCUUCUGGAGAAAGGAGGUGAAGUGCAAUUGGUCGGGUGCCUACAGUGGGGAGGAAGAUGAUGGCACUGCCCAGAAGAACCCCUUGGCACCACUCCUUCUCUUUAGCAACCAUCACUUGGGCUCUGCUUCUUUGCAGUGGCUCCCAGGCCCAGAAGGACUGCACGGGGGUCGAUUGCAAGCCGCUGGAGAACUGCAUUGAGGAGGUUCUGGAGCCAGGAGAGUGCUGUGCCAUGUGCUUGCAGCAUGGUUGCACAUGUGAGGGCUAUCAGUACUAUGACUGCGUCAACGUGGGCUUCAUGAAUGGCAAGGUGCCCGAGGGCCAGUCCUACUUUGUGGACUUUGGGAGCACUGAGUGCUCAUGCCCCAAGGGUGGGGGCAAGAUCAGCUGCCAGUUCAUGCUAUGCCCAGAACUCCCCCCAAACUGCAUCGAUGCGGUCAUGCCCACCGACAGCUGUCCACAGUGCGGGAGAAUUGGCUGCCUGCACCAGGGACAGAAGUAUGUGGCCGGACACACAGUGAGCAUGCCUGAUUGCCAGGUUUGCCACUGCCCCAACUCUGGAGGGAAGCUCAUUUGCUACCAGGUCCCAAACUGUGAUGCCUCUGCCCUCCAGCCCUCCGGCAACUUUUCAGAGCAUGGGGAGAGUGACCCUGAGAGGCACUAUGAUGACCCUUACAGCUAUGACCAGGAGGCUGCAGAAAGUGACCAUCCACAGGUGGAGCCACCCAGAAAGUCCAGGACCCACCAUGCCGCCCAGUUCACUCCAGACCACAACAGUCUAGAGCUACAGGAGCAGCAAAACGAGGACUAUGACUAUGUCGCCAGUAGCGUGACUACUCCUGCUAUGACCCAGCCUAUUUCCACCACUGAGCAGCCUCCCGCUGUGCUCAGAACCAAAGCCCCCAGCCAGUCUAAAGCUAGACGUGUGCCCAUGGAGGAGGAACAGGUGGAGGAGGAGGAGGAGGACGAGGAAGAGGAGGAGGAUGAGGAAGAGGAGGAGGACAGGGAGCAAGUCAGCCCCACAAGGGUCUCCGGGAUGCAUGAAGUGGCCCAGAAAGUCUCAUUCACUGUGGAGGCCCAGAGUGAGGCCAGAGAAACAGUGGGAGCUGGAACCCCAAGCAACUCAGUGGAACCUGCUGUGCAAACCCAGGCGAGGUUCGGGGACCUAGAAACAGCUGAGCCUAAAAUUAACACCAUUCCCAACUCAAAGCCAAGCCUGAAGGAGGUGGGGGAAGGAGGAGAAGGACACAUUCUUGUGGGCUUAAAAGAAGCCACCACCACAGAGCCAAACAUGCUGCUGCCUGUCCAGGAGAACAGUGCUUUCUUUAAGGCCAAAGUUGGUCCAACUACAUCCUCUCCCACUGCUCAGAGCCAGACCCCGAAGCCGCCCAAGCAGCCGCAGGUGCUUUUCCAUUACCACACAGAGGGAGAGGGAGACCCCAACUCGAUUCAUUCUGUUUCCAGAGUCCAGGAAGGUUCUACCAAGGACCUGAUUGAGACAUGCUGUGCAGCUGGGCAACAGUGGGCAAUCGACAAUGAUGAAUGCACAAAGCUUCCCGUAAGCGGCACUGACAGCAAAGUGUGCAGAGUGGCUCAGAAGCAGUGUUGUGUCUCUUAUUUAAAGGAAAAAAGCUGUGUUGCUGGUAUGAUUGGUGCCAAAGAAGGUGACCUCUGUGGGCCUGAGGAUAAUGACACCUGUGGAGUGUCUCUGUACAAGCAAUGCUGUGACUGUUGUGCCCUGGGACUGAAAGUCAAGAGUGAGGGCCAAGUCUGUGAGUCCAAUCCAAAUCUUGGCUAUCCCUGCAACCACGUGAUGCUCUCCUGUUGUGAGGGUGAGGAUCAUCUCUUUGUUCCAGAAAUCAAACGGCACUCUGAGCCCCUGCCCACUGUGACUCCACAGAAAGUUUCAGAUACAGAUGAUCACAACGAAGCCUUGUCCAUCAGCAAUGAAGCAGAGCUGUCAAACAACUUACCUGGCGACGAUCUCGAUGAGUGCAUGGCCUACCCCGGAGAGCUGUGUCAGCACCUGUGCAUCAACACUGUGGGAUCCUACAAGUGUGCCUGUUUCCCCAGCUUUAUCCUGCAGGAAGAUGGGCUUAGCUGCAACCCAGACAGAGAAGAAAAGAAGCAGGCUACUUUGGGAGAAGACACUCUCCAUUCUGAAAUCUCCCACAACCAGCCUGCCAUCAUUGAUAGGAUACAAGCAGUCCCUGACAUCUGCAAAGACAAUGGGCCCUGCAAACAAGUCUGCAACGUUAUUGAAAAUAAAGCCAUGUGCUCUUGCUUUCCUGGAUACGCUAUCAUGGGUGAUGGGGUUUCCUGUGAAGACGUGAACGAGUGCCACACAAGUACUCACGGUUGUACCCGAAGACAGUUCUGUGUGAACACAUUGGGAUCAUUCUAUUGUGUCAACCACACAGUGAUCUGUGCCGAGGGCUUUAUCCUCAACAUGAAUAGGAAGUGCGUUGAUAUUAAUGAAUGUGUGACAGACACGCACACCUGCACCAGGGGGGAGCACUGUGUGAAUACAAUUGGAUCUUUUCACUGUUACAAAGACCUCAACUGUGAAUCUGGCUAUGAGCUAAAGGAAGGCGAGUGUGUAGAUAUUGAUGAAUGCACAAGUGGAACUCAUAGUUGCAAAGUCAACUUUGUGUGUCAGAAUACAAAAGGUUCAUUCUACUGCGAAUCUAAGCAGCGGUGCAUGGAUGGAUUUUUACAAGACCCUGAGGGCAAUUGUGUUGAUAUUAACGAGUGCACCUCUCUGCCAGAGCCAUGUAAGCCAGGAUUCAACUGCAUCAACACAGUAGGAUCUUACACCUGUCAGAAAAAUCAGCUGCUGUGUACCAGAGGUUAUCAUUCUAGUGAGGAUGGAACCAAGUGUGUUGAUGUAGAUGAAUGUCAGACCGGUGUCCACCGCUGUGGAGAAGGGCAGAUUUGCCACAACCUCCCUGGGACAUACCGCUGCGACUGCAAGAUUGGCUAUCAGUAUGAUGCAUUUAACAGGGCGUGUAUCGACAUGAAUGAGUGUUGGAAUUACCCAGGACGCCUGUGCCAACACACCUGUGAGAACACCCCGGGGUCUUAUCACUGCUCCUGCUCCAAUGGUUUCCGGUUGGUCUUUGAUGAGAAACACUGUGAAGAUGUGAAUGAAUGUGAGAAUAAUCCCUGCAGUCAGGAAUGUGCCAAUAUCUAUGGCUCCUACCAGUGCUACUGCAGACAAGGUUACCAGCUGGCAGAGGAUGGACAUGCGUGUAAAGAUAUCGAUGAGUGUGCCCAGAGUUCUGGCAUGCUCUGUACUUUCCGCUGUGUGAACGUGCCUGGCAGUUACCAGUGUGCCUGUCCUGAGCAGGGCUACACCAUGAUGGCCAAUGGAAGAACUUGCAGGGAUCUCGAUGAGUGUACCCUGGGCACACACAACUGCUCCGCAGCUGAGACCUGUCAUAAUAUCCAGGGCAGCUUCCGAUGCCUAUUAUUUGAAUGUCCUCAGAACUACAAAAAAGUCUCUGACAUGAGGUGUGAAAGGAGCAAUUGCUACAACUAUUUGGAUUGCCAGAACACCCCGGUGCGGAUUACAUACUAUCAGCUCAACUUUCAGACUAACAUUGUUGUCCCAGCUCACAUUUUUCGCAUCGGUCCAUCUCCUGCCUAUGCAGGUGAUAACAUCAUCCUGACCAUCACCAAAGGAAAUGAGGAAAGUUACUUCAGUACCCGAAAGCUCAACUCCUACACUGGUGUGGUCUAUCUCCAGCGGCCUGUCAAGGAGCCCAAAGACUUUUUAUUAGAUGUUGAAAUGAAACUCUGGCGUCAAGGGAGCUACACCACUUUCCUGGCCAAAAUUUACAUCUUCAUCACAGCCCAUGCUUUCUGAGGCACGCGGGGACAUUGGGGUUGGCUGUUCUGUGCUCUUUAUUCAUCCCUGCCCCCUCCAAAGCUUAUUACUGUGGAAGUGAUAUUUACUGUAUUCAGCAUCCCUAUUAUUUUUCUUUAAUUGCUUCAAUCAUUAUUUUUUAAAAAUUAACUUAAUUUUUACUGA
Tachyglossus aculeatus (Australian echidna) is the source of this 4286-nucleotide messenger RNA. RefSeq names its product fibulin 2 (gene FBLN2). The transcript has 18 exons. Gene Ontology annotation, cellular component: extracellular region. The record is from RefSeq and is a predicted model, not a curated record. NCBI's taxonomy places the organism in Eukaryota, Metazoa, Chordata, Mammalia, Monotremata, Tachyglossidae. Gene Ontology annotation, molecular function: calcium ion binding. Bases 312 to 4121 code for a protein of 1269 amino acids.